This is a messenger RNA of Sitodiplosis mosellana (orange wheat blossom midge), 10337 nucleotides long. RefSeq names its product syntaxin-binding protein 5 (gene Tomosyn). Gene Ontology annotation, biological process: regulation of protein secretion; regulation of exocytosis. The record is from RefSeq and is a predicted model, not a curated record. Bases 945 to 5069 code for a protein of 1374 amino acids. Gene Ontology annotation, cellular component: SNARE complex; cytoplasm; plasma membrane. The transcript has 24 exons. Gene Ontology annotation, molecular function: syntaxin binding; GTPase activator activity; myosin II binding. NCBI's taxonomy places the organism in Eukaryota, Metazoa, Arthropoda, Insecta, Diptera, Cecidomyiidae.
CCAAAGUCAAAUACGAAGUUUUGUUUUUGUAGUGUGUCAACAAAUACACUGGAAUCGAGACGUUUGAUUCGCAUUCGCUGUUGAGUAUAGUGGAAUUUUUGUGCAACACGGUCGAAGCAAAAACAAGUGUGCAAAGCACAUUCAUCGUUGUUUCCAUAUGGUUUUUAUCGAUGAUUUUCUGCUUCUGUGUCAUGCUGCAUGUGUAUAAGAGUGUUGAUCGUAGUGAAAAAUAAAAGAAGAAGAAGAGAAAAAAAAACAACAUUCUCUCGCUCGUGCUACCUUACACACUGCGUUAGGUGGGCAAAGAAGAGAGACGAACAAUAGAAGAACAUACGAAAUAAAUAAAUAAAUAAAUAAGUAUUAAUAAAACGUUCAGUAGUUGCUAUUCGUGCUUUCAACGUAGGUUCUCUACUUAUACAAUUAGACAACAUUCCAUUCGACAAAAACAAAAUAGAGAGAAAUUCGCGUUUUAUAUUUCAUUAUUGAUCUGUCAAAAUAGUCCCGCAAUGCUGCUGUUACUAGUUAGUGUUAUUCAGACCAAUUCCGUGUAAUCGUCAUCAAUGUAGAGAGACAGAACGACAGAGCGAAACGAACAACACGACACAAAAAUAAAAAGAAAGAGACGGAGAAAAAAACAACAACGACUGAAUUAAACUGUGCAAUUUAUCGACGACCAUAUAACAACAGUACGAAAAAUUUCAUCUUGUUGUCGAACGCGUAAUUUAAUUUAAUUCAAUCGUUCGUAGUGCGUCGAGACGAAUUUGAACUCAGAGAACAGAGAUUUCUUAAACCAAAUAACAAAAAAGAAAGGAAAGUAAAGCUUAAAAUCACAUAAAUAAAGAAAUCAAACAGAAACCCGUAAAAACCUGUUAAAAAGAAGAAGAAGAAGAAGAAUAAAACACAAAAAUCCGAAACCAAAAUAAAAACAAAAUCACAUAAACAAAAUGAAAAAGUUCACAUUCAAAGGUGUGCUCGAUGGUUUUCGACAACAGGUUCAACCGCAAAUGGUUAAACCUGAACAAGAAAUUCCAGAAACAUUACGACCCGAACAUUUCCAACUGAAAAAGACUUUUCGUCAUGGUUUUCCGCAUUCACCAACCGCACUAGGAUAUGACCCAGUUCAAAAACUCUUAGCUAUAGGCGACAAAUCUGGAUCACUCCGAGUAUUGGGAAAGCCAGGCGUGGAUUGUCAUGUACGGCAUGAAGGUGAAUCGGCCUGUGCCGUCACCCACAUUCAGUUUCUAGUUAAUGAAGGUGCAUUAAUAACGGUAACCGCCGACGAUAUGCUGCAUCUCUGGAAUUUUCGUCAAAAAAGUCCACAAGUAGUACAAAGUUUAAAAUUUCAAAGAGAAAGAAUUACAUGCCUUUAUUUGCCUGUUGCUGCCAAAUGGCUUUAUGUUGGAACAGAUAAGGGUAACAUCCAUGUAAUUAAUAUUGAAUCGUUUGCAUUAAGUGGAUACAUAAUAAAUUGGAAUAAGGCGAUUGAAGUCUUGCGGAAAGAUCGUCCAGGUGCCGUAGUUUCACUGUCUGAUAAUCCAACAGAUACGAACAAACUGUUGAUUGCUUAUGAGUCUGGAACAAUAGUACUAUGGGAUUUGCGAGGAAAAUGCGCUGAAAUGCGAUGGCAAUCGACUGAACAAUUGCGAUCAGUUGGUUGGCAUCAUGAAGGCAAAUAUUUUGUAUCAUCCCAUACAGACGGUUCACUUUGUACGUGGCCACUUAGACCAACACCGAAACCUCAAUUUCAUUCAUAUCCUCACGCUAAAACAAACAAAGAUGGAAAAUUAGAGACGUGCAAGCCGAUUCAUAAAGUAGACCUUAGAACGACGAAAAUGGGUGAAACGUUCACAAUAUUUUCGGGUGGUUUAUCGGUGGAACGAGAUGGAAAGUCGCCGUGCAUAACAGUGCUCCAAGGCAGAUCAACCACUGUUCUUGAAAUGGAACAUCCGGUAGUCGAUUUCAUAACCAUAUGCGAAAGUCCUUGGUCAAGUGAUAUGCAAGAACCUUAUGCAAUAGCCGUACUUUUACAAAAUGAUUUAGUUUUAAUCGAUUUACUGACUCCUGGAUUUCCAUGCUUUGAGUCGCCUUAUCCCAUGGAUAUUCAUGAAUCACCGGUUACAUGUUGCACUUAUUUAGCUGAUUGUCCAUCUGAUUUGGUGCCAGCUUUCUACAUGGUUGGAUUAAAUCCAAAUAAUCGCAAGGCGGGUUUGUCCGAUCGCCAAUGGCCUAUAUCUGGAGGCGGAUGGUCACCAUCGUCGUGUAGCUACUUUGAAAUUAUCAUCACCGGCCAUCAAGAUGGUUCAAUUAAAUUUUGGGACAGCAGCGCUGGCACGCUGCAAAUCCUCUACAAAUUGAAAACGGCAAAAAUCUUCGACCGCCCGCGAACACGUUCAAUGGAUGGCUCCGAUGAUGAUCCAUUAGCGAUACAGAUGAUUUCAUUGUGUGCCGAAUCACGAAGGUUGUGUGUAGCUGGUGCAAGCGGUCAUGUGAUACUAUUUAAGUUUCGUAAAGCCGAAAGCGUUUCGGAGUAUUUAGUUUUAGAGAUUCCAAUUAGCUAUGAAAAUUUCGACGACCCCGAAGGCAGUCCAGAAUGUGAAUUUAUUCCAAGAUCAUUACCAAAACAACCGGACUCUGUUGAUACGAAAAAUGACGGUAUGUUGAAAGUUCGGCCUGGUCCGCAACGAAAGCCGGCAGGUUUUCAAGCUCAGCUUGUAUGCUUAACACCAUGGACUAAUGGAACGCAUCCAGGUCAAAUUACAGCGCUGUGUAUUAACUCAAACUAUGGACUUAUGGCCUAUGGAACGGAGUAUGGAUUAGUUAUCGUUGAUAUUGUUCAGAAAAUUUGUCUAUUGAAUAUAGCAAGCCCAGAUUUGUACGGUGCUCAAGAUCCAUAUGCACGUACGCCGCGCAGUCCAAAACGCACGGAUGCCACAACUUCACGUGAUGAACAAGCACGUUCACCGAGCAUAGAUCAGAGUGUGCCAGAUUUUUCGAGCAGUCCAACGAAAACGGUUCAGUUUAUGCCAUCGAUAAUACCACCGUCGCCGAUUGAGGCGGGUGGCAGUGGUGUAUCACCACGGUCAGCAUCGCCGGCGGUCGAAGAGGCUCAAGAAGCGUUGAGUCCGAACGAAGACGAAGACGAGGAAAGUAAGAAAAUGGCGCAGAAUCGCCGCAAAUCAUCGAUUUGGAAGAAAGCUUUAAAUAUUAAAAAACGCAUCAGCAAAGUCAAUAUGGCAUUCAGCGACGAUGUGCAUCGUUUUGGGCCAACCGACGGAAUGCCACUGUCACCGAUCGAAGUAUCGCCGAUCACCGUUGAAAUGCCCGGUUAUGUGUCAGCAUCUCUGCCUAAUACCAGUGCCAGCGAUUUAGAUAAUAUCGAACGGUCGAUUGUUCAACAAUUGGCCGAAUUGAAUGCAAAUUCCGAUGUUGAAGAGCGUUCCGACAAUGACGAAAACGACACAGCCAUGGAACGUCGAUCAUCCGUCGAUCCAGAUGCUGAUUGGAAACGACGUGUCAUGUCGCAGCCACAAUGCUUACAAACCCGACGAUCCGAUGUAUCCGAUGAGCUAGUAAUGAAAGUGACGGCGGCCAACUCAGAAGGGGCUCGUCAAUCACGACCAUCCGAUUUACCACUGUUUGAUGACAACGGGCGUCCAAUUCCACCACCGCGCACCCAUUCGAAUCGCAAUCAACGCUUGUUAUCCGUGCCAAAUAUCAAAUACAAUCGUUCAAUUAGCGAAAACCCACGAAUCAAGUCAAGAAAAGAACCAAUUUCAAUCGCAGCAAAUCUAAUGAGACGUUUCAGCCGUGUAGACAAAUUGGAUUCGUCGUUUUCGCGGUCACGUUCAUCAUCAAUGUCAAGCUUGGAGAAUAUCAGCACUGAAUCGGUGACAUGCUUAGCUUUUGCCGAUAGUUAUACCAAGAAAAGUGAUCCAUCCACCUUAUUGCCAACAUUAUGGGUUGGCACAAGCCUUGGGUCAGUUUUAACCAUAUCGAUAACGUUACCUGAUGCCGACGCACGUAAAAUACAACCGGUUUUACCAACGAUUAUGGGCGGUUCGCUGUUCCGCUUGAAGGGUUCGAUUCUAUCAAUGUCAUUUUUGGACUGCAACGGUGCUCUCAUCCCAUACUCGUACGAACCGUGGAAGGAUGAAAAUCGUGGCGGUGAUGCCAGCCGAAGAGAUCGUACGCCAACCAAACAAGGUAGCAAUCGAAUGAGUCCAACACUUGGAGCCAGCAGCAGCAGUGGAAGUACUGAUUCAUUCGGCGAUCGACAAUUUAUAGCGAUUACCAGUGAAAAAACGGCGCGCGUAAUUGCAUUACCUAGUCAAAACUGUGUUUAUCGCCAACAAAUCGCUGACACCGAUUACGUUGUCAAAGCUGAAGUUAUUAGUUUGAAAGAUAGCGUUUGCCUGAUUUGCUACAUUUCAACGGGACAUUUGAUAGCAUACAGUUUGCCAAGCCUGCGACAACUAAUGGAUGUUGAUUUUCUACCGUUGGCCGAUCUCAGCUUUCAAACAAAAUGUAAGCAAGGAAUUGUAGAUCCAAUGCUUUCAAUAUGGGGCCAACAACUAAUUGUGCACGAGGAUACCAACCAAAUUUCGAAGACUUUCUGCUUUAGCAAUCGAGGGCAUGGCCUGUAUUUGGCAACACCAACUGAAAUUCAAAAGUUCACCGUUUGUGAUGAAUUCUGUCAAUUUAUGAACGAAAUGAUUGGUGAAUUGUUUUCGCCAGUCGAUAUGCCCGAACCACCGAAGGAAAGUUUCUUCAAAGGUCUAUUCGGCGGAGGUGCUCGAAACUUGGAUCGUGAAGAACUUUUCGGCGAAAGUGGCAGCGGAAAACCGAAUCGAUCGGUGGCCAAGCACAUUCCUGGACCCAAUUUACAAGAAUUGGGCUCACGUGCAAGUACGGCAGCAUCUGAGAUAAGCCGUGCCCAUCAGUUGGCCAUGGAGCGUGGCGAAAAGCUGAGUCAAUUAGAGGAUCGUGCCGAACGAAUGUCAAAUCAAGCACAAGAAUUCAGUGGAACAGCCCACAGUCUUAUGCAAAAAUACAAGGACAAAAAAUGGUAAACAAAGAAAAAAAAAAACAAGCCCAAACCAAAAUACACAUAUGCUUUACGAAAUGUAAUGAACUUAUGCGAUGUUCGACCCGAACAAACAUUGAUGCGAUACAAAGAAUCUAAGACUUUGUUGGAUUUCUUGUAACACACACAAAAUCUUCUGUGCGUCGUGUGCAGCAGAUUAAAUGGUCGGAGUAAACAUAGAAAACUUGAACAACGCAAAACAAAACUAAACCAAAAAAAAAACAUUCAUAUGCAAUUAUUUUGCCAUUCGAUUUGCAAUAAAUAAAAAGGAGAAGAAACAUGUUCGUCGAGCACAGAGCAAUUCGAGAUAUAUCAACUGCUAGCAAAUCUAUAGAUACCAGAGAAAAAAAACUAUUGCAACUGACAACAACAACAACAACAAAUUAUAUUGAUACCCACAAACCAAAACUUUAUCGUAAUGCAUAGCUGACAAAAAAAAACUAUUUUUAGUCUCACUUUUCAGAGCUAAACUAUUGUACGUAUUUAAGUUAUAUAAGUGAAAAAAAAAACAUUUGACGAUCUUUCCGAAACAACACACGUAUUUGUUUAAAAAAAAAAUGGAGUAAAAAACACAUCACAAAGUGUAAACAAGUAAAAAAAGCUAUACUCAGUGAUGCACGUUACCAGAAUUUUGGCUGGUACACAGCACAUUUCACCAGUUGCGACUUCGGUCAUAUAUUCGUUGAUGUGAGUAUAGUGUGAGUACGGCUUACCAGUUAGAACGUGUGUACAUAAGGCGCGAACUAAGACGACAAUUCACUUCGCAAAAAUUCGACCGCUUCGCACACACGUUGUAACUGGUAAACCGUACACAUGAGCCACAGUUUGCUUUGAUUCGCAUGAACGAAUGUAUGACCGAAGUAGCAAAUGGUGAAAUGUGCUGUAUACCAGCCGAUCAAUUGGUGACGUGCGUCGCUGAGGAGUCUGCUUUUCAACAGAAAAAUCAAUCUAGUAGGUAAUUAAGUGACGAUUGAAUUAUUCGAACAUUACACAUUUCUGAAGUAAAAACAAAAUCCCCUCCCUCAAAACCCAAAACACAACACAUGUUAUUAUUAUACAAGAAAAGAGCGUUUAUAAUUAUUAUUAUUACUACAUAUGGAAAAAAAAAAAGUUUUUUGAUUAUAGUGUAGCCGAAUAAAAAUGUUCGUUCGGAACAUACAAAUGAGAAUAUCAAAUAAUCCCCCAGCUCUUUGAUAUAUUGUUUGUAGCACAAAUUUUGUUUAGGUGUUUCUAUUUGCAAGUGACAAAUAUAUAUAUUUGGAUUGAAGUCGAUUUGGUUUCGUUGGGCUUUUUCCACCACCCAACCGAUAGAGCAAAUUAGCCGAGCAUGUUUUGAGUUCUUUCAAUUUUGGAUGCGAUACUGAAUUUGGAUUUGGUUUUUCCUCGAACGAGCAUGGAAUCAAUGAUAAGAAGUAAAUGAAGCUGCGAAUCAGCAAAGAAUGUUAGUAAUUUGUUACGAAUUAACCUUAAUGUCCAAAUUCAAAACUACAUAUAUAUAUAUAUCAAGAGUUACUAGCGAUUUUGUAUUGAACAAACGUAUCAAAAACCAAAAAUAUUCAAACUAAUCAAAGUACAAACGUAAAUCUGUUUCUCUGCCUAGACCGUACACUUUUGCCGAUUCCACAUGGGAAUGACUAGCAAAUACACCGUUCAAAAGUAGUGAUGAUGUUUUUUUUUUUUUAGAUGAAUAAAGUUGCGUUGCAGUUUUUGACAAAAACUAAUUAGCUUUAUCAAAUUUAAAUCUCUUUGAUCCGAAAAACAAACAACGUUUUGGAAUCGUUCACAGUCCUCGAAUGUUCUUCCCCCCACCAGAAAUCAAAAUCGUAGUUUUUUGUUUAUUUGGCGACGAAUGAAAGAAUAAACACCAACAUCUAAAAAUCUCAAGCUUAGAGCCACCCUCUCUCAUGCACAUCAAUUCAAAUGCAAUUUAUUCCUGUUCAAGAAAAAAAAAAUUAACUAAAAAACCCAUCUCCAUUGCAAACAGAAUCGAUAACCACAAAUUGUAUAGAAGAAAAAAAAACUUGAAAGUUACUGUUAUUUAGUUUCGUUUGCCAUUUUCUCUUUGCCCCCAACACAAGUUUUUGUUUUUAAAGUCAUACGUGUACAUAGUGUCCAGAUUUAAAAAUGAAACGGCAAUUGUGCUGUAACACUAGACAGUAGAAAGGAAAACAACAUUUUGAAGUGAAUAAACAAAAAUGAAAUGCAAAAACCAAUUAUCAUGUUUAUACUAAAUAGUUGGCAAAAAUGUGAAUAAAACUUUUUCAGUUGUCAUUAGUGUAUUUUUGAUCUUUGGUUCAUUCGUUUUUUGAAGUUCAAAUGCGGAAUGCAUGCAUUGAAAACUCGUUAAAAUAUAUCUGUGGUUUCAACGUAUUAAUAAAAAAAAAAAAUGAUACACGAACAUAUAUGUGAAAAAUGGAAUAGAAAAAAAAUACCGAUAAAAUGGUGUAAAUUAAAAAGAGAAUAACUAUAAAACAAAGAUAUGCGCAGAAUGAAAUGACGCGCGCUGCUGUAAAGAUGAAGAAAAAAAAAAUGAAACAUAUUUUGUGAAUAAAUAUAUUUUUAAUGUAUUCAUAUUAAAAUAACUUCUGAAGAUCAGACCAUUUGAAAUGUCCACAUAACAGACACCAUAUACAGAACAACACAAACAAGCACACAUCCGUUUCAAUGAUGGCCACCUGUCAAGGGAGCGAUCAACUACAAACCGCCCUCUGCCCACAGAUCGAAUUUCAUCAACUUCCGAAUGAGAAGCGGUUUUUCUGGGGAUGUUAAAACAAUCGUUAUGACGAUACACAACAACAACAAAAAAACCAAGAAAAACACAAACACUUGUCCACACUUCUCUUAUGUUGUUAUGAAUUGCAUACAAAUUGGCUGCGUCCGAUUUAAUUUUUAUCACAGACACACAAAAAACCAUGUAGAUGAUAAAUUGAACGCUUUGUGAAUGUUGAAUUGUAGAAAUAUUAGUGGUAAUCUUUUGUAAAACAAUCAAAUCCAAACGAACCGAAGCAUCAUUCGAAUUGACCGAUGACUUAAUUCUUAUAGAUGAAAAUACAUGUUUAAAAUGAAGAUAUGUGAAAUGCCGUAGACGUAUUCCUUUCAGUUUCAAUUGAGCAUUCUAUUUUGUUUUCCCUGUUGUUUUUGAAGACACGAAAAAACAAAAACUAGAUCAAUUUGCAAUGGAUACUUUGCCACUGAACCUGUCCGCAAUUUCGUCAUAAACAAUCAAACUUGUUUGUUUUCAGUUCCUUGCAUAGGACACACGAAGAGAAGAAGGUUCAUUGCGAAUGUUAUUACAAGCAAAGAUCCAACAACAACAACAAAACAGAGCAACAUAUAUGUUACAUGACAAUAAUACAGAAGAUUUUGAUUUAAAUUUGAAAGAGUGCAGUUAAAUACGUUGCUCGAACAAGCAAAUCCAUUGAUUUGAAACAUCAUUUCGUUCGAUGCAGAACCACAAAACAACAACAACAACAAUGAGAAAAAUAGAAACAAACAUUUUUCUUCAUUUGAUGAGUGUAAUAUUUGUCUGAAAACUCUUCUUAAUUGGCGAUUUCUGCUUGAAAUCGAAUUUGUACAGACACAUUUUUUUGAACUAAGCUGACAUUUGAGAGCUGAUGAUUCAUUAUACAAUGUUAGAAUUAUUCUCUAGAUAAAUGUUAGCCACAUUUUGCAUUGACAAUGAUUUGUUCUCCAUUCAGUAGAUGUCACACGAUUAGUCUUCCGUUCAAAUUGAAACUUUACGAAAGGAAUACAUUGUUUCGUUCUUCUUUUUUUUUGUUGAUAUUGCGUGCAUAAACACAAUCAUUCUAUUGUUCGUGGAAAGAAAGAAAUUUUUUCUCUGUUAAAAUAAGCCAAUCAAUUGCAUUUACGUUCAAACAUACUAUACUUAGCUUUGUGACAUUUCAUUUUGUUGGCUGAUACAAAUGUUUUUUUUCCCAACUGAAGCUGAUCAUGAAAAUCAUCAAAAAAUGAAAACCGUGAUCGGAUUGUGAGUCUUCAGUCAGACAUUUCUCCAAAACAGCCGACUGACAACAACUGAGCCACUAAAUCAAUUGAGAAAUUGGGAGACGUGUUUUUGAUUCCUUAUCCGAAACCCGAUUUGCUUAUCUGCAAAUAAACAUUUAUUUUCUCAAAAUAAUAAAAUUAUUUCCUGCAAAACUCCAAUUAAUUGGGCACUUUUGCAAAUUAAGUUUGAUGUUGAUAUUCUAAAGUUCAAAUUGUUCACAGAUUUUUUUUGGAAAGACAGCAGAAAAUAAAUAAUUUCAGUGCAUUCAAACGUUAACUGGUACAAAUAAUGGGAAAAAAAAUCACACACAUACAAAUGUUCCAAUGCUAAUUGAAAUGAACACUGCUAAACGAAAUUCAUCUGUGCGACAACGCGCAUACACAUGGCUAUUGAGAAUAUUUUUAAACAUUGUAUAGCAAAUGAAAACAAAACAAAAAUUAGGCUAAGAGUUAUUGAAUGAUAACGUUUUCGUCAAAUGCGUGUUUGAAUAAGUUCAAAUAUUGUGAAUAUUCAUUUCACAAUGAAGCAAUAGGCAUAAAAUUAAAUGACAAAUAACUAUAAAUAACAAAAGGAUAAAAAACAACAAAGGGUGUUGGCUUUUAAUGUUUGUUCUUUCUUUCUGCGAAAAAAAAACAGUAAAUUAGAAUAGUGAAAAGUGCGUUUUUUUGAUUACAAACAAAUCAAACUGAAUUCAAUUUGCUAAAUACUGGAAAUAAGCACCUCGAUAAGCACAAUGUUCUUCUUUUCUUUUUCAAAGAAAAAAGAGCAACCAACAAUUUGUAAUUUGCAAUAUAAGAAAAACCAAGGGAAUAAAAAAACUAAAAUUUAACAUGAUCAAGUUUUGUGGUCGGUUUGCAUUGGACAGAUAGGAAUAUAAGUAUGGCUACUUCAAUGAGACCGGUCAAUUUAAUGAUGACGAGAUUUAAAGGAUGGACUCCUGAAACUCUCUUGAUUGUGUUACGACUUAAGAAAAUGCUGCAAAUGACUAACAGAGAAGAAGAAAAAAAAACAAUAAAAAAAAAUGAAACAAACAACCAUAAACACACACAUCAAUUCAUACAAUUCAGAUAAGUGUGACUAUAUGAAGGAAACAAAUGAUUAAGCUAAUAAAUUACUACAACUAAAUUAGAGAAUCCGAAAUAUAUUAUAAACAAUUAACAACAGAAAACCAAGAAUUAUUAUUAUUAUAUACAAAAUUACUAUAUACACAUUACAAAAUAAAGAGAAAACAAAGCAAAUUACAAUGGA